This is a messenger RNA of Tupaia belangeri chinensis (Chinese tree shrew), 1930 nucleotides long. It is a transcript of the gene SLC24A3, whose product is annotated as solute carrier family 24 member 3. Lineage: Eukaryota; Metazoa; Chordata; Mammalia; Scandentia; Tupaiidae. The record is from RefSeq and is a predicted model, not a curated record. Bases 7 to 1797 code for a protein of 596 amino acids. Gene Ontology annotation, molecular function: calcium channel activity; calcium, potassium:sodium antiporter activity. Gene Ontology annotation, biological process: intracellular calcium ion homeostasis; calcium ion transmembrane transport. Gene Ontology annotation, cellular component: plasma membrane. The transcript is spliced from 16 exons.
GACCUCAUGGAUCUCAUAGGAGAAGACAGAAAGUGGAUGGUGGGGAGGAAGCUAAUGCAGGUGAACGACACUCUGACUUCUGAAGAAACAGGACUCCGGAACAGCAAGAACUGCACUGAACCAGCCCUGCAUGAAUUCCCCAAUGACAUCUUCACCAACGAGGAUAGAAGACAAGGAGCGGUGGUCCUCCACGUGCUCUGUGCCAUGUACAUGUUCUACGCGCUGGCCAUUGUGUGUGAUGACUUCUUCGUCCCCUCUUUGGAAAAGAUCUGUGAGCGUCUGCACCUCAGUGAAGAUGUGGCUGGGGCCACGUUCAUGGCAGCGGGAAGCUCGGCCCCAGAGCUGUUCACAUCGGUCAUAGGAGUGUUCAUCACCAAGGGCGAUGUGGGAGUUGGGACCAUCGUGGGCUCGGCAGUGUUCAAUAUCCUCUGCAUUAUUGGUGUCUGUGGGCUCUUCGCCGGGCAGGUUGUGGCUCUGUCCUCCUGGUGCCUGCUGAGGGACUCGAUUUACUACACACUGUCUGUGGUCGCGCUCAUCGUGUUCAUUUAUGAUGAAAAAGUUUCCUGGUGGGAGUCUCUAGUCCUUGUGCUGAUGUAUUUUAUCUACAUUGUCAUCAUGAAAUACAACGCUUGCAUCCAUCAAUGCUUCGAAAGGAGGACAAAAGGUGCUGGGAACAUGGUCAACGGAUUGGCCAACAAUGCUGAAAUCGAUGACAGCAGCAACUGUGACGCAACCGUGGUGCUACUUAAGAAAGCCAAUUUCCACCGCAAAGCGUCCGUGAUCAUGGUGGACGAGCUGCUGUCGGCUUACCCCCACCAGCUUUCUUUCUCCGAGGCUGGCCUUCGCAUCAUGAUCACCAGCCACUUCCCCCCCAAGACCCGGCUCUCCAUGGCUAGCCGCAUGCUGAUCAAUGAGAGACAAAGACUGAUAAACAGCAGGGCUUACACCAAUGGGGAAUCUGAGGUGGCCAUCAAAAUCCCAGUCAAACACACCGUGGAGAAUGGAACAGGCCCCAGCAGUGCCCCAGACAGGGGCGUGAAUGGGACUCGGAGGGACGAUGUUGUUGCCGAGGCUGGCAACGAAACAGAGAAUGAGAACGAGGACAACGAGAACAAUGACAAUGAUGAGGAGGAAGAGGAGGAUGAGGAUGAUGAUGAAGGACCAUACACACCAUUUGACCCUCCCUCUGGCAAACUGGAAACAAUGAAAUGGGCAUUCACCUGGCCACUGAGUUUCGUGUUAUACUUCACUGUACCCAACUGCAACAAGCCCCGCUGGGAGAAAUGGUUUAUGGCAACGUUUGCUUCCUCCACAUUGUGGAUUGCAGCCUUUUCCUACAUGAUGGUGUGGAUGGUCACUAUCAUCGGUUACACUCUGGGGAUCCCUGACGUCAUCAUGGGCAUCACCUUCUUGGCCGCCGGAACCAGUGUGCCCGACUGCAUGGCCAGCCUCAUCGUGGCCAGACAAGGGAUGGGGGACAUGGCCGUGUCCAACUCCAUUGGGAGCAACGUGUUUGACAUCCUGAUUGGCCUGGGGCUCCCCUGGGCUCUGCAGACCCUGGCUGUGGAUUAUGGAUCCUACAUUCGGCUGAAUAGCAGGGGACUGAUAUACUCAGUGGGCUUGCUCCUAGCCUCUGUCUUUGUCACGGUGUUCGGCGUUCAUCUGAACAAGUGGCAGCUGGACAAGAAGCUGGGCUGCGGCUGCCUGUUCCUGUACGGCGUGUUCCUCUGCUUCUCCAUCAUGACGGAGUUCAACGUGUUCACCUUCGUGAACUUGCCCAUGUGCGGGAACCACUGACCGCUGGGCCACCCGCAGAGGCUCCGUUCCUUCUCUGUGCAAUACCAGGCCCGGCCGCACCCGAGUCACACGGGCCCCAGGGGCCAUGGCGUUCGCCUCUCCCGGCUGUCCACAGGCUGCCACUCCUGUCCUG